Messenger RNA from Biomphalaria glabrata, 1209 nucleotides. RefSeq lists its product as uncharacterized. The transcript has 2 exons. Lineage: Eukaryota; Metazoa; Mollusca; Gastropoda; Planorbidae. The record is from RefSeq and is a predicted model, not a curated record. Bases 1 to 1110 code for a protein of 369 amino acids.
AUGUCCACAUCUCAUCAUCUCUGCCUGUGGUCCCGCCUGGGGCAUAACCAGGCAACUUCCUCCAGGUGUCUUGGUUCGGGUGAGUCUCUUCAACUGUCCCCCAUAUCAACUUCCUCCAGGUGUCUUGGUUCUGGUGAGUCUCUUCAACUGUCCCCCAUAUCAACUUCCUCCAGGUGUCUUGGUUCUGGUGAGUCUCUUCAACUGUCACCCAUAUCAACUUCCUCCAGGUGUCUUGGUUCUGGUGAGUCUCUUCAACUGUCCCCCAUAUCAAUUUCCUCCAGGUGUCUUGGUUCUGGUGAGUGUCUUCAACUGUCCCCCAUGGCAACUUCCUCCAGGUGUCUUGGUUCUGGUGAGUCUCUUCAACUGUCCCCCAUAUCAACUUCCUCCAGGUGUCUUGGUUCUGGUGAGUCUCUUCAACUGUCCCCCAUGGCAACUUCCUCCAGGUGUCUUGGUUCUGGUGAGUCUCUUCAACUGUCCCCAAUGGCAACUUCCUCCAGGUGUCUUGGUUCUGGUGAGUCUCUUCAACUGUCCCCCAUGGCAACUUCCUCCAGGUGUCUUGGUUCUGGUGAGUCUCUUCAACUGUCCCCAAUGGCAACUUCCUCCAGGUGUCUUGGUUCUGGUGAGUCUCUUCAACUGUCCCCCAUGGCAACUUCCUCCAGGUGUCUUGGUUCUGGUGAGUGUCUUCAACUGUCCCCCAUGUCAACUUCCUCCAGGUGUCUUGGUUCUGGUGAGUCUCUUCAACUGUCCCCCAUGGCAACUUCCUCCAGGUGUCUUGGUUCUGGUGAGUCUCUUCAACUGUCCCCCAUGUCAACUUCCUCCAGGUGUCUUGGUUCUGGUGAGUCUCUUCAACUGUCCCCCAUGGCAACUUCCUCCAGGUGUCUUGGUUCUGGUGAGUGUCUUCAACUGUCCCCCAUGUCAACUUCCUCCAGGUGUCUUGGUUCUGGUGAGUCUCUUCAACUGUCCCACAUAUCAACUUCCUCCAGGUGUCUUGGUUCUGGUGAGUCUCUUCAACUGUCCCCCAUGGCAACUUCCUCCAGGUGUCUUGGUUCUGGUGAGUCUCUUCAACUGUCCCCCCAUAUCAACUUCCUCCAGGUGUCUUGGUUCUGGUGAGUCUCUUCAACUGUCCCCCCAUGUCAACUUCCUCCAGGUGUCUUGGUUCUGGUGAGUGUCUUCAACUGUCCCCCCAUGUCAACUUCCUCCAGGUGUCUU